Molecule: messenger RNA, 1720 nt
Organism: Boleophthalmus pectinirostris (great blue-spotted mudskipper)
Lineage: Eukaryota; Metazoa; Chordata; Actinopteri; Gobiiformes; Gobiidae
Gene: smpdl3a
Product: sphingomyelin phosphodiesterase acid like 3A
Exons: 8
Coding region: 151-1485 (444 amino acids)
Biological process (GO): sphingomyelin catabolic process
Molecular function (GO): sphingomyelin phosphodiesterase activity
Source: RefSeq, a predicted model, not a curated record
ACCAGAGACCAGGGACCAGAGACCAGAGUCCAGAGUCCGGAGACCGGAGACCGGAGACCGGAGACCGGAGACCGGAGACCGGAGACCAGGGACCAGAGUCCAGAGUCCAGAGUCCAAAGACCGGAGACCGGAGACCAAAGACCAGAGACCAUGUUGCUCGCCGCUCCCCUGACCUGGCUCGUCCUGCUGCUCGGUUCUGUGGCUCGUCUCUCUGCUGCCCCCUCCUGGAGACCUCACAGCAAAACAGGGCGCAUGUGGCACAUCACGGACCUGCACCUGGACCCGUCGUACCGCCUGGGCCCGGACCCCGGCCGCGUCUGCGCCUCGUCCAAAGGGGCCCCGGCCGCGGCCCCGGGCGUCUUCGGGGAUUAUCUGUGUGACGCCCCCUACACACUCCUAAGCUCCGCCCUCCAGCACCUCAGCAAGAUGAUCUCACCCCAGGACUUCAUCAUCUGGACCGGGGACAGUCCUCCUCAUGUUCCUCCGUCAGAACUUUCCACAGACCUGGUGGUUCAGGUUCUGUCCAACCUCACGACGUCCAUCAGAGAGAAGAUCCCCAACGUGACCGUGUUCCCCGCGCUGGGCAACCACGACUACUGGCCCCAGGACCAGAUUCCAGAUUCUCCUAACGACAUUUAUCGAGCCGUGUCUCGUCUGUGGGCCCCGUGGCUCCAGGAGGAGGCGCUACAGACGCUUCAACAAGGAGGGUUCUACUCCCAGUUGGCUCGCCCGGGUCUGCGGGUCGUGUCCCUGAACACGAUCUUGUACUACGGCCCGAACCGAGUCACUCAGAACCUCACGGACCCGGCAGGACAGUUCACCUGGCUCCAGAGAACCCUGCAGAACGCCGACAGGGACGGGGAGAAGGUGUUCGUGAUCGCGCACGUUCCCGUCGGGUUCCUCCCGUUCGCGCGGAACACGACGGCGAUGAGACGAGAACACAACGAGCGUCUGGCGGCCAUUUUCCGACGCUUCAGUCACGUGAUCAGAGGACAGUUCUACGGCCACACCCACCGAGACUCGGUCAUGGUGCUGAGGGACCAGAGCGGAGCAGCGGUGAACAGUUUGUUUGUGGCUCCGGCCGUGACUCCGAUCAGGAACAUCCAAGAACCGUUCUCCAACAACCCCAGCUUCAGGGUCUAUCUGUUCCACCUCGAGUCGUACGACCUGCAGGACCUGUGGCAGUUCUACCUGAACCUGACGGAGGCGAACGUCCAGCAGAGGGCGCAGUGGCGUCUGGAGUACGUGAUGACGGCGGCGUUCGACCUGAAGGACCUGAGUCCCGAGUCGCUGCUGGGCCUGGGCUUGAGUCUGGUCGCUCCGCAGAGUAAAACCUUCCAGACGUACUUCAGUCACUUCAACGUGGACUUCGACCCGAGGCUGCGCUGCCAGGGCCAGUGCCAGGUCCUCCAGGUCUGCGCCGUCCUCCACGUGGACCAGGACGGGUACCAGGACUGUACCGGACCCGGUCUGGACUGGGACUAAACCGGGACUGGACCAGGACUAAACCACGUCUGAACCAGGAAUGAACAAGGACUAAACCGGGACUAAACUGGGCCUGAACCAGGACUAAAUUAGGACUAAAUCAGGACUUAAAUCAGGACUAAACCAGACGGGUGUGGGCAUUGUUGUUGGUGUUAAAAAAAAAAAAAAGGGAUUUUAAAUUUUUACUUUUGGAAUAAAGUGUUUUUGUAAUAAAUAUUUGUCAAACCAACUCCUG